AGGGUCUUUGUGGAAUCCCCAGCCGCCACCUCCCGGAGUCAGCUUUUCUGAAAGCAGUUCUCUCACCGGAUUCGCAGCAGAAUUACCAGGUGGAACACAGGGAUUCCAGUGCACCCAGCCCUGCUGAAUCAGAACGUCUGGGGAUGAUCUAUCUGGUGGCCAAAGCAGCCGUCGGACUGGUGCUGCCCGCCAAGCUUCGGGACCUGUCGCGGGAGAACGUCCUCAUCACCGGCGGCGGGAGAGGCAUCGGACGCCAGCUCGCUCGCGAGUUCGCAGAACGCGGCGCCAGAAAGAUCGUUCUCUGGGGCCGGACUGAGAAAUGCCUGAAAGAGACGACAGAGGAGAUUCGGCAGAUGGGCACCGAGUGCCACUACUUCAUCUGUGAUGUAGGCAACCGGGAGGAGGUAUACCAGACGGCCAAAGCUGUCCGGGAGAAGGUGGGCGACAUCACCAUCCUGGUGAACAAUGCUGCCGUGGUUCACGGGAAGAGCCUGAUGGACAGUGACGAUGACGCCCUUCUCAAGUCCCAGCACAUCAACACCCUGGGCCAGUUCUGGACCACCAAGGCCUUCCUGCCGCGCAUGCUGGAGCUGCAGAACGGCCACAUCGUGUGUCUCAACUCCGUGCUGGCGCUGUCUGCCAUCCCUGGUGCCAUCGACUACUGCACGUCCAAAGCCUCGGCCUUCGCCUUCAUGGAGAGCCUGACCCUGGGGCUGCUGGACUGUCCAGGAGUCAGUGCCACCACCGUGCUGCCCUUCCACACCAGCACCGAGAUGUUCCAGGGUAUGAGGGUCAGGUUCCCCAACCUCUUCCCCCCGCUGAAGCCGGAGACUGUGGCCCGGAGGACGGUGGAAGCCGUGCAGCUGAAUCAGGCCCUCCUCCUUCUCCCGUGGACGAUGCAUGCCCUCAUUAUCUUGAAAAGCAUACUACCACAGGCUGCACUGGAGGAGAUCCACAAAUUCUCAGGAACCUAUACCUGCAUGAACACUUUCAAGGGGAGGACAUAAAGGCAGGAUGCAGAGACAUGCUUGAAAGCCACGGAACCUGAGGGGGCCACGGCACGUGGGCACACCCCCAUGCGCCUGUCCCUUGGCACACUUCUGCUGGGUGAGUGGGACUGUUCCUGUCCCCAGGAAGAAUCCGGGUGAACCCCCAGGCCAGCCCCAGGACCUUUGCACAGGACUGAUGGGCGUAACUCUGACCCCCAUGGGGAGGCAAGAAACCAGCCAGCAGCCACCUUGACACUUUCAUACAUGUCUAAUUCUGUAGAGUUUAUUGUUAAAUUGCUUCUCGAGUCUAACCAGCCUUAGCAGUGUGUUUAGACUGUUUCCAGGAGGGUCUAUACCCAGAUGCUCUUUUCUUUGCAAAAUCCACCCAUCCUCAGCUUGGUUGUAUGGCAAACUGGUUGUAUGGCAGGAAUGAUAAAUAAAGACAUGGUUUUUGCGA
Molecule: messenger RNA, 1446 nt
Organism: Felis catus (domestic cat)
Lineage: Eukaryota; Metazoa; Chordata; Mammalia; Carnivora; Felidae
Gene: DHRS3
Product: dehydrogenase/reductase 3
Exons: 7
Coding region: 144-1007 (287 amino acids)
Cellular component (GO): lipid droplet
Molecular function (GO): oxidoreductase activity, acting on the CH-OH group of donors, NAD or NADP as acceptor
Source: RefSeq, a predicted model, not a curated record